Polistes dominula (European paper wasp) is the source of this 456-nucleotide messenger RNA. Its product is annotated as chromosome transmission fidelity protein 8 homolog. Gene Ontology annotation, biological process: mitotic sister chromatid cohesion. Gene Ontology annotation, cellular component: Ctf18 RFC-like complex. Lineage: Eukaryota; Metazoa; Arthropoda; Insecta; Hymenoptera; Vespidae. The record is from RefSeq and is a predicted model, not a curated record.
UGUUACUAAUAAUGCAAUCAAAGUUAAGCGAAUAAGUAAUAUAUAUCAUACUUUAUAUAUUUAUAUAUCUGGUGUAUCUAACGUGAAGAUAAUUACAAUGAUAAUACCUAUUAAACGUGAUCAAGAUGUACAAGAGUGGGCUAUCGUAGAAUUGAAAGGUGAAUUAUCAUUCGGUACAAAAGACAUUACAAAUAGUCAUUACAUAGGUGAUUUUCAUUUUACUAAAUCUGGAACACCAAUGCUUAUAAUUGGUAUUCAUGUAAUGUAUGGAAAAGAAAUGGCUCUUACAAAGCCUAUCGCAGUUCUUAAAAAAAAAUCUAUUCCUUCGACAAAUCAAUUAGGGGAAGAAGAUAGCAAGACCGAAUAUACCAUUCAAGCAAUAGUAAAUAAGAAAAUUGUUUUUAAAUUUCGACCUAAGCCUAUUAUAAAUAAUAUAGACAUAUAAAGAAAUAUUUU